Molecule: messenger RNA, 3896 nt
Organism: Ricinus communis (castor bean)
Lineage: Eukaryota; Viridiplantae; Streptophyta; Magnoliopsida; Malpighiales; Euphorbiaceae
Exons: 9
Coding region: 244-3048 (934 amino acids)
Molecular function (GO): protein binding
Source: RefSeq, a predicted model, not a curated record
UUUAACCAUUCGGUCACCGAACCUGAGGUUCGGAAUUAGGCUCGGAUACCAAAAGCAACUCUUUUCUCUCGAGAAAAGCCAAAGCAACCAUCGAAGAAAAUAAUGCAACCAAAAAAAAUAAGAGAGAGAAAGAGAGAGUUAAUAAAAAGAUAAAUUAAAAGAGACUCAGUUUCUAGAGAGAGAGCGUGUUUCUAGAGAGAGAGAGAAACCGAAGCAGAAACAGUGAAAGUGAAGCAGAAAGGGAUGGGACAGAUCGUGAAGAGGAAGAAGAAAGGAAGGCCAUCGAAGGCGGAUCUAGCACGACGGUCAUCUUCCGGUCAAAGUCCGGCUGCUUCAACUGAGAAGAUUGAUAGGCGGCGAAGCCUCCGGCGAAGGAAUGUACGGUACAAUAACUUCAUAGACUACGAUGAUUACCUUGACGAGUUUGAAGAGUAUGAACAGAUUCAUCAAGAUAAUAAGAAUAGUAGUAAUAAUAAUAAUCAUAUUAAUGAGGAUGAAGAAGACGAAGACGAUGACGAUGAUGAUGGUGAAGAAGAGGAUGAAAGAAGGAAAGAGAAGAAGCUCAAGUUAGUAGUCAAAAUACACAACCAGAGAGCGGCGCGUGGAGGUCACGCUCGUGAAGAGGCAUCUUCGUCUGAGGAGGAAGAGGAGAGCGAAAGGAAGAUAUUGAAGAAGAGGAAAAUCAACGGCGGAGAUGAUAGUGAAGCGGAGGCGGAGAGUGAAAAUGAUCGUGGAAAUGAUGAUGACGAUGAUGAUAAUAACGAUCAAGAGGAAAAGGAAAUUAAAGCUGAUACUACGAAAGUGCAGGAGGAUUCUGUACCAGGUACACCAUCUGAUCAUCCAAACGGAUUACCUUUGCCUGAUAAGAAGUCUCUCGAGUUAAUCCUUGACAAGCUUCAAAAGAAGGACACUUACGGCGUGUAUGCAGAACCGGUGGAUCUUGAAGAGCUUCCUGAUUAUCUUGACGUGAUUGAUCAUCCAAUGGACUUUGCCACAGUGAGGAAGAAGCUGGGGAAUGGGUCAUACUCUACCUUGGAACAAUUUGAGAGUGAUGUGUUUCUUAUUAGCUCAAAUGCAAUGCAAUACAAUUCACCAGAGACCAUAUAUCAUAAACAGGCACGUGCCAUCCAAGAGCUGGCAAGAAAGAAGUUCCAGAAGCUAAGGAUUGACAUUGAACGCUCUGAGAAGGAGCUCAAGUCAGAAAUGAAAACAAAACCCAAUUUCUUGGGCUCUGAGAAGGAGCUCAAGUCAGAACAGAAAACAAAACCCAACUUCUUGGCCAAGAAGCAAAUGAAGAAACCUAUGAGCCGAGCUGUGCAGGAGCCCAUAGGCUCUGAUUUCUCUUCAGGUGCCACUCUUGCCACUGCUGGUGAUAUCCAGAAUGGUUUUGUUGCUACUCAAGCUAGUGGCUGUGAUAGGCCUACUAAUGUUGAUGGGCCUGUAGAGGGAAACUCUUCCCUGAUUGAUAAUAAUCUGGAUAGAGCAGAAGAGCUAUCGUCAGUAGGGAAGGGCCUCCUGUCAAAAUUUGGGAGGAAGUCAUCCGUACUUGAUGAUAACCGUCGUGCAACUUAUAAUAUAUCCAAUCAACCAGUGGUUAGAUCAGAGUCAACAUUUACAACAUUUGAGGGUGAAAUCAAGCAGCUGGUUGCUGUUGGGCUUCAUGCAGAAUAUUCUUAUGCACGGAGCAUGGCUCGUUUUGCUGCAACUCUUGGACCCGUUGCAUGGAAAGUUGCCUCUCAAAGGAUUGAGAAAGCAUUACCUCCGGGUUUUAAGUUUGGUCGUGGGUGGGUUGGUGAAUAUGAACCACUGCCAACACCAGUGUUAAUGGUUGAAACACGAAUGCAGAAAGAACCUCUUUUCUUUACAAAGUUACAAAGUGCUGUUGAUGCGCAAAAGGGUGACUUAACUUCAAGAACUCCGGUUCCUUCUAAGGAGAACCAUAGUAGAUUACCAACUUCAGAAGCAAAGCCAUCUUUGUUUCACUCAGCAAGCGGGCCCAUCUUAGAAGGAAAACCGUCCUUGUUUCCUUCUGCUGGAUCAAAACUCAGUACUCCCAUCCCUAUUAAUCCCACAAAUCAGAAGCAAAACCUUCCAUCCAGGAAUUUUGCCGAGGCUCAGAAUAAGACUUCAAAACAAGUUGAACUCAAUUUUCCCCCUUCAAACUAUCAACAUGAUGCUGAUGUUGUAGAAAAGCAGCUUGCAAAUAAUUCAAAAAUGGCAGCUCCCAAGCCAAGGGAGGUGCCAAGGACAGUGGGGCUAAUGCAGUCAAUGCCUUCAAAGCAGGCGGAUAAUAAUGCUUCUGUAGGGUUGCCUAAUGGGAAAAUGCCUAAUGCCUUGAAUAGUAGACUUAUUGGUUCAUCUUCUGAUAGUGUUCAGAGUCAAAUGACUAGAGCAGCAUUCCUCGUUCAGGGACAGGAGCAGGUUCUUAAUGAUCCAGUUGAGUCGAUGAAAAUGUCAGCUGAAAGGUUUCUAAAACAGCAGAAACCUUCAAAUCAAUCCUCAGGUGAUACUUCACUAGUUAUGCAGUCAGUUCCACCUGUAAGAAAUGAUACAAGCAAUGCUGCUGCUGCUGCUGCAGCACGAGCCUGGAUGUCUAUAGGUGCUGGGGGGUUUAAACCACCCACUGAAAAUUCUCCUGCACCCAAAAAUCAGAUCUCUGCAGAGUCAUUAUACAAUCCAACUCGGCAACUCCAUCAACAAAUUCCACGAGUACAGGGGCAGUUUCCUCUUCCUGCAGGAAUGCAAUUACAUUCUGAGAAGAAUAAUUUUCCAUUUCAAGCAUUUAUGAGGCCACCUGCUCACACAGGAAAUGAUGGACAGUUUCCAAAUAGACCUAUUGUUUUCCCUCAAUUUGUGGCAACUGACUUGUCUAGGCUUCAGAUGCAAUCCCCUUGGCGAGGGCUAAGUCCGCAUUCUCAACAAAAGCAAAAACAGGAGACACUUCCUCCCGACUUGAAUAUUGGUUUCCAGUCUCCAGGGUCGCCAGUGAAACAGUCUUCAGGUGUCAUGGUCGACUCACAGCAGCCAGAUCUGGCAUUGCAGCUCUGAGAAUGAGUGGAGUUAUUGGAGGAACUGGAGAAAUGACGGAGUGCAGAGGUAAUCUUGGUUCUGGCCUCGGGAAUUCAUAAUCUUUUGUCCUCUACACCUCAGCUUCUAGAAAUUUCAGAAUGCGUCCAGGUUACUGAUGCAACACGAGGUCUGGUCCGCCUAAUUUGACGUUGGGAUUUCAACUCUCUGACUUCGAUUCAUAAGAUGGAGAUCUGGAUUGGUGCUGGCUAGGUUUUAUCUGUAUAAAGGAGGAAUUUUUGCAUUUGUGAUAGAUGAAAUGACUCCUGGAGAUUGGCCGGUAGAUGAUUUUGACAGUGCUACAUGUUUCUUUUCCUAAUGAAGAUUACUGACUUAGAACUGUACUUGGUUUCUGCCGAGGCGUUGGAAAAUUAUUGAAAGAGUUGGGCACAAGGCUUUUUGAUCCCUAGGAUUAUCGUCUAUUGAUCAUAAAUUCUAAAUCAAAUGGAUCACGCAUUACCAGCAAUCCCUUGUACAUUAGAUACAAGUGGACGAGAGUUGCCUAGAUUCUACUUCUCUUGAUUCCUUUAAUGUGAAUGCAUUCAUAGUUUCUUUUUAUAGCACUUGCGCUGUUUCUGUACAUUGCGAAUUAUGCUCUCAGAAAAUGGAAAAAAGAGAGAAAGAAAAAGGAAAAGAAAGAUUUUCUGAUGGCUCCUUCUAGUUCUGUGAAUGGUGCUUGUUGAAGACGUGAAACUUCAUAUGUUAAGCUAGGUUUGUUAUCAGGAUCAGGGGUAGAGUUUAGCAUCGAUUUUGGUGAGUUUCGCUGAAAUCGAACUGAAAAAGUACCGAAAUCAAAUUGAAUCAAUCUGAAAAUAUUUAAUAUUUUACUA